UUUGAAGCCUAUCUCAAAGCCAGAAUGGAUUUCAAUCGAGAUGCCGGCAAUGAGACAGCCAGUCAGCUUCAACUCAAUAUUCAGAAUUUAAAUCAACAAGUUAUUCAAUUGGAAUCCUUUAUCACAAAUCUAUCAGAUAGCAGUGAAUCAGGACAAAGAGAACGGGAGCUUUUCAAUCGCAAAGCUCAUAAUGCUCAGGAACUCUCGAAGGAAACCAAUGCCCUGCUGAAAAGAUUAGUUGUGAUGAGCAACUCUGAUAAGAACUUACGAGGAGUCCGAGAGCGUCUUCAAAAUGAGUAUAUCGGAGUGCUCAACCGCCUUCAAGCAUCUCAACGAAAAGCUGCACAAACUGAAAAAGCUGGAAUGGUUGCAGCAGAAAUGGAUGCUCAAGCGGCACGUGAUGCUGCCGAAUACGAUAUGUACGGAAAUAAUGGACGAAGUGGUGGACAGAUGCAGAUGACGGCACAGCAACAAGGAAAUUUGCAAGAUAUGAAAGAACGACAAAAUGCAUUACAACAAUUGGAACGAGAUAUUGGAGAUGUUAAUGCGAUUUUCGCCGAACUCGCGAAUAUCGUACACGAACAAGGAGAUAUGGUGGAUUCGAUUGAGGCAAAUGUGGAGCAUGCACAGAUUUACGUUGAACAGGGUGCUCAAAAUGUGCAACAAGCCGUCUACUACAAUCAGAAAGCCCGUCAAAAGAAGCUUCUCCUUCUCUGUUUCUUUGUUAUUCUUAUCUUUAUCAUUGGAUUAACCCUCUACCUGGCUAAGUAAUAGGAGUGUCUCUGUUCUGUGAAUAUGCUUCCUGUCCUAUAUUUAUUUGAAAAACAUACUGAGAAUCGAGCUUUUAUUAUAAGUCAUGUGUUUGUAUACAGUCUAACCUAAGUCUAAAAUAUGUUCAACUCCUCAAUUGUACUAACUUCCCUCUCGUUGCUUUUUUUCGAAUUUUUCUCAAUAAAAUGUAUUGAUUGAA
This is a messenger RNA of Caenorhabditis elegans, 970 nucleotides long. It is a transcript of the gene syx-7, whose product is annotated as t-SNARE coiled-coil homology domain-containing protein. The record is from RefSeq and is marked reviewed. NCBI's taxonomy places the organism in Eukaryota, Metazoa, Nematoda, Chromadorea, Rhabditida, Rhabditidae. The transcript has 6 exons. Gene Ontology annotation, cellular component: membrane. Gene Ontology annotation, biological process: intracellular protein transport; vesicle-mediated transport. Bases 25 to 771 code for a protein of 248 amino acids. Gene Ontology annotation, molecular function: SNAP receptor activity.